Cuscuta epithymum is the source of this 1206-nucleotide messenger RNA. The record is from the annotation of a GenBank genome assembly. NCBI's taxonomy places the organism in Eukaryota, Viridiplantae, Streptophyta, Magnoliopsida, Solanales, Convolvulaceae.
GGCUGAAUCAAACAAACUUACCUAUCAAGACAUCAUCAUCGUACUGCUCAAAAUCCCAAUCCUCGUCGAUUGCUAUUAAUGAUGUCCUCGCCGAAAAAGCCGCCGGCGGUGAAAUCCGAACGUCCACCGACGGCGAUCACGCACCAACCCGCCUCCCCUCGCUUUCCAUCCGCGACACCCACCGCGGGGGCACAGCGUAAGAUCGCAAUCGCCGUAGAUCUCAGCGACGAGAGCGCCUACGCCGUGAAGUGGGCAGUACAGAACUACCUCCGGCCGGGCGACGCCGUGAUCCUGCUACACGUCCGACCCACCUCCGUCCUAUACGGCGCCGAUUGGGGAGCCAUCGAUCUGUCCGUCGUGUCGGAGGCCGCGUCCGCCAGCGACGAGGAGUCGCAGCAGAAACUCGAGGACGAUUUCGACAAUUUCACGACCUCAAAGGCGAACGACGUGUCGCAGCCGCUGGUGGAGGCGAAUAUUCCGUUCAAGAUCCAUAUCGUGAAGGAUCAUGACAUGAAGGAGAGGCUCUGCCUGGAGGUGGAGAGGCUUGGGCUGAGCGCUGUAAUAAUGGGUAGCAGAGGAUUCGGAGCUUCCAGGCGAAGUGCUAAAGGGAGGCUUGGGAGCGUCAGCGAUUACUGCGUGCAACACUGUGUGUGUCCUGUUGUUGUGGUGAGAUAUCCAGAUGAUAAAGAUGGGUGUGCGGGUCCCACCAAAGCUGCUGACGAGGAUAUGAUGUGCCUUCACCCUGUGCCUGAGGAAGAAGCCAUUUAUCACGACGCCUCAGACAAAGCUCCAGAUAUGGGGAACACAUCUUGAGAAAACAAAGAUGACAGACAAGGGAUGUUUAGAAGUGAUGGACAAAAGGCAGUUGGGUUGUGGACUCCUAUGUAAACGCGAGAAACAGAAAUGGUAAUCCGGCGUUCAGUUCUAGCUGGUUAAGUGUGGAGUGAUCGGUUGGCCUUCACCAGCCUGCAUUGUUUUUCAUGUACCAAAGAUAUAUACUUUCCAGACUUGCUUUUCAAAGAUUUCCCCUACCACAUAAGUCAUUUUCUAAACUUUGAAAUGCAGUUUAUGUUUAUAUUGAAUGCGUUUUGUGGGUUGAUGUUCAAUUAGCCAGUACCUUCAGCAUUAGCUAUGUUCUAUUUUUUUUUAGCUAUGUUCUAUAGAUUCAAAAUGCUUUUAUCAAAAUAUAUUGUUUUGUUGCUGGUA